Molecule: messenger RNA, 4167 nt
Organism: Leguminivora glycinivorella
Lineage: Eukaryota; Metazoa; Arthropoda; Insecta; Lepidoptera; Tortricidae
Gene: TppII
Product: tripeptidyl-peptidase 2
Exons: 24
Coding region: 12-3818 (1268 amino acids)
Biological process (GO): proteolysis
Cellular component (GO): cytosol
Molecular function (GO): tripeptidyl-peptidase activity; serine-type endopeptidase activity
Source: RefSeq, a predicted model, not a curated record
GGUCAUCAAAAAUGGCAGACGCACCGAUCGACUGUGAAUUCCCUGUUUGGGGAUUAUUGCCGAAAAAAGAGACCGGAGUUGUCUCGUUUUUGAAUAAAAAUCCUCUCUACGACGGCCGAGACACCAUUAUUGCAAUUUUUGAUUCAGGUGUCGACCCGGCAGCGUCUGGUCUUCAGGUGACAAGCACGGGGGAGACGAAGGUUAUUGAGAGGUUUGACUGCAGUGGCUGCGGUGAUGUGGACACUAGUACGGUUAUACGUAAAGUUGUUGACGGAUGUAUUACCGGCCUUACGGGGCGCAAAUUGAAGAUUCCAGAAUCUUGGAAGAACCCUUCGGGUGAUUGGAGGGUGGGUGUUCUUUACCCAUUCAGCUUGUAUCCGUCUAAGCUAAAGGAGCGCAUACAGGAGCACAGGAAGGAGCACUUGUGGGAUGUUGGACACAAGCCAGCUUAUGCCGAAUCUAAUAAACAGCUCCAAGAUUUUGAAAGUGAUGUUGUAUCAAAGAACCCAACGCUCAGCCCGGAAGACAAGUUGCUCAAGGAGGAGUUGGAAACCCGGGUGGAAGUGCUACAAGCAGCAGAGAAGAAGUACUCGGACCUUGGGCCUACUUAUGACUGUGUGUUGUUCCAUGAUGGGACUUCUUGGAGAGCAUGCAUAGACACAUCGGAGAGUGGAGACUUGGCCUUCGGUCCGUGUUUGGGCGAGUACAGUAUUACCCACGAGCACUCGCACUUGACAGAGCUGGAUGAGAUGACGGUCUCCAUCAAUGUGCAUGAUGAGGGACGCACGCUCGAGGUCGUCGCUAUGUGCUCGACCCACGGCACCCACGUAGCAGCCAUUGCAGCUGGCUACUUCCCCGAUGAACCAGACAAGAAUGGAGUGGCUCCCGGAGCUAAAAUUAUCUCGUUGACCAUUGGAGAUAGUAGACUGGUUUCUAUGGAAACCGGCACAGCGCUGGUCAGAGCGUGCAUUAAAGUCAUGGAGCUUAGUAAAAAGAUGAAGAUUGAUGUAAUUAAUAUGAGUUAUGGGGAGCAUGCUCAUUGGUGCAAUACAGGGCGAGUUGGUGACAUAAUCUGCGAGGUGGUGAACCGUUAUGGCGUAUCAUGGGUAGUGUCGGCGGGCAACCACGGCCCGGCGCUUUGCACCGUCGGCGCGCCUCCAGACAUCGCUCAGCCCGUGCUUAUCGGUGUGGGAGCUUACGUGUCACCAGACAUGACGUCAGCGGCAUACUCCAUGCGCGCCAAGGUGGCUGGCGGCGCGUUCUCGUGGAGCUCGCGCGGGCCGUGCGCGGACGGCGCGCCCGGCGUCACCACGUGCGCGCCCGGCGGCGCAGUGGCCUCCGUAGCUAGGUUUACUUUAAAGAACUGUCAACUAAUGAAUGGCACAUCAAUGGCAGCCCCUCACGUCGCUGGCAUUGUCGCGGCUCUUAUAUCUGGUCUGAAAGCUAAAGACUUGCCAUACUCCCCUUACUCGAUAAAGAGAGCCAUAGAGAAUUCCGCUACAUUCCUCAACAGUGUCGAGCCGUGGGCGCAGGGCUGUGGACUGAUCAAUAUAGAAAAGACUUUUGAUCACCUGUCAACCUACCACGGUGAGCCCGAGCGUGACGUCACAUUCAGCGUACAGUGCAGCCCCAACAACGGCAAGGGCAUCCUGCUGAGACCCAAACUCAACGAUGUGGCCAAGGACGUAGGGAUCACUAUACAACCACAGUUCCUACAGAACCAUCUGGAUAUGGAGAACAAGACGCUGAUACCGCGGCAGAUCGACUUCUCCAUGAACCUGGCUCUGUCAUGCAACGCCGAAUGGGUCUCUGCCCCCGCUUUCCUGUCCUUAGCGAAUACUCCGAGACCUGUGGGGGUGAGGAUACACACAGCUUCCUUACCGUCUGGACCUCAUUUCACAAGCAUCGACGCGUACGACACUAACUGCAUAGAGAAAGGGCCAGUGUUCAGGAUACCUAUAACUGUGCUGCAAGCCGGAGCGGCGCAGCCGGAUUCUAAAGGCUUGCUCCUGUCCGAGUCAGCUGUUUUCGCGCCGCAUACUAUCAAGAGGCACUUUAUUAUACCGCCACUGGAAGCGACGUGGGGCGUCCUGAAGCUCACAACCAAAGACAAGGAGCUGACAGGUCGCUUCCUCAUACACACCAUGCAACUGUUGCCACACGAGAGUUGCCGUGCGCACGAAACGCAGAAGAUGAUCUCAGUCUCGGCCGAGUCGCCUGCCAUACACCCCUUCGCUGUUGUGGGCGGAGUAACCCUAGAAGUAGUAAUAGCAAAAUACUGGGCGAACAUAGGAUCACUAGAAACCGACUACACCAUUGAAUUGCACGGUCUCAAGCCGAGCUGUGGCCCAAAGCUGCGAUUAUUAGCGUCGGAAGGCCCUCGAGGGACAUCGCUGACGUCACUGCGAAUGCAAGAUGCUCAGCCUAACGCUAGUCUGAAAUACAGCGAACCGGUUGUCAGGCCGUCGGAAUCAAAAUUGUCGCCGCUAACAUCGAGAGAUGUAGUACCUCCAAGCAGGCAGAUCUACCAACUUAUCAACACUUACAACUUCCACAUCGCAAAGGCUACCGAGGUAUCACCAAUAGUGUCUCCACUGUGCGAUAUGCUGUACGAAUCAGAGUUUGAAGCGCAGAUGUGGAUGUUAUACAACAGUUGUAAGCAGCUGAUGUUUGUAGGGGAUGCGUAUCCGUCCAAGUAUUCAGUGAAACUCGAGAAAGGUGACUACGUGCUGCGAUUGAACGUUCGUCACGAGAACAGAGCGUUGCUAGACAAGUUGCAAGAGAUGCCGGUGGCGAUACAGCAGCGGUUACCGCAGCCGAUCACAUUGGACGCCUACUGUACGAGAGCUCAGGCUUUGACCAGCGGCAAGAAAUUCAGCUCAGCGUCCGUCCCUAGCGGAGCCAUUCUACCGGUGUACUUCGCGCCAGUGCCUUCCGACAAAAUCAGCCGUUCCAACUUAACCAUAGGCCACACACUAACCGGCACAGUAACGUUUGCCAAAGACGAGCUGGGCCGCAAGGUAGACUCCUACGACUUGCAAUAUGUGGUCUGUGAGCCCCCUAAGAGGACCACCAAUAACAAUAGGGAGAAGGAGAAGACCAAACCGAGCGACGACUAUAUGGACGCCAGUAAGGAGUUCAUGACCAACUGGCUGACUAAAUUAGAGGGUGACAAAUUAGAGCAAGUGUAUGAAGAAGUAUUAGAAAAGUUCCCGGGAUAUCUCGGGGCACAUAUUGCGUAUUUACACGGCAUCGACUCUCCUACGGAUCCUAAAAAACUCCCCAACGCCGACGAAGAGACGGACGUGACGACGGCGUGGUGCGAGCAGCUCAUCGCCACCGCGGACAAGGUCAUCAAGCAGAUAGACCAAGAGAAGCUGCUCGCGUAUCUCGGCAUGAAGAACGACACUAGAAGCGACGCCACGAAGAUCAAACAGGAGCACGAAAAACAACGCGGCUACUUGAUCGACGCGCUCUGCAGAAAAGGCACCGCGCUAUGCCGCCUCAAGGCCCUAGCACAAAGCCCUGCCGCCAAGGACAAGCUACUGGCACAGCUCACUGCCAACAUGGCCGACUUGCUCAAGUUCACUGACCUCACUGAUGCUAAGGCGAUCCACUACGGCGUAUGGCACUGCUUCACGCUCAAGCACUGGGGCCGCGCGAUCAAGCUGCUCACGAAGAUCCAAGAAGACCGGCCCUCGCGCGAAAUCGAAGAGCGCCUCAUCCAGGCGUACAAACAACUAGGCUGGGACUACCUCGUCAAGUACUCACAGUUGUCUAUACCCAUCAAGUACCCUAGUACCUACCGUCCGUUCUAAUCAUAUAUACUGAUGUCCAUGGGCCGGUUGCACCAAAUCGUACGUUAAAGCGUUCGCUAAUUUUGAUGAUAUGGGAAGUUCCAUAGAUCUCUGCUACGUGUCGACUUGUGUUUGAUGACUGUGAAUGAUGCAACUGGCCCUAAAUGGAGGUAUAUUUGCAGAUAGGAGAUAUUUUGAAAAUCGAACCUUAGUGCUUAAACAGUAACCCCCUUAUUCAUAAACGUUCACUAAAGUUAUCAAGCCGAUAAAAUUCGUUUGUCCCUUUCUGACGUAUUGGUGUGAUAUGUACUGGACAAAUUAAUGAAUUUUAUCGGCUUGAUAACUAGGCUUGUGCCGUUUCGUUCGUUGA